AUGCCUCCAUCACGCACUUCAACCUCUGAGACCACAAAAUUGGCUACGUUAGACGCUGCCCAGUUGAUAAAACAACAUAGGGAGACGGCUGCCGAUGCAUCUGUCAAAGAUGAAGGACCAGUGAAAACUAGAUCCCCUCGAGGUCCUCCGGGUGCGCCCGAGAAUCAGUCAACCCUUAAGGCUAUCUGUCUGAUUGUAUCGGCCUUUGUCGCCAUGUUCUUGGUCGCGCUAGACAGAACAAUUAUCUCGACGGCCAUACCCAAUAUCACCGAUGAAUUCAACUCCUUCGAGGACGUUGGCUGGUACGGAAGUGCCUACUUGUUGACAUGCUGUGCAUUCCAACUUUUAUUCGGCAAGCUCUACAAGCUCUUUCCGGUCAGAAUCGUCUUCCUUGCUAGUAUUCUAGUGUUUGAGGUUGCCUCUGCUAUCUGUGGAGCGGCUCCGAAUUCAGUGGCCUUUAUAAUCGGAAGAGCGAUCUGUGGAGUUGGCGCUGCUGGUAUCCUCACUGGCACUAUAAUGUGCAUCAUUCAUUCCGUGCCUCUCCAGAAACGUCCACAAAUACAGGGCCUUUUCGGCGCCCUUUUCGGCAUUGCCUCUGUAGUUGGACCCUUGAUUGGCGGCGCCUUUGCAUCUAACGUCACGUGGAGAUGGUGCUUCUAUAUAAACCUGCCAAUUGGCGGCGCUGCCAUUGUUUUCAUUACUUUCUGCCUCAAGAUCCCCAAGCAAGAUACAGCAAAAGUCUCCUGGAGGGAUAAGCUGCUACAACUGGACUUCUUUGGUACUACACUUCUGGUGGCUGGAGUUUGGAGCAGCGGUCAUGUUGUGGCUUGCAUGGUUCUCAUGGCCGUCAUGCUUCUAUCUUUUGUUGCUGUCCAGGUCUUCCUCCCAAAGACAGCAACACUCCCGCUGCGCAUCUUUUCACAGCGAAGCAUCAUUUCAGGCUUUUGGCAGACACUCUGCGUCGGCUCUGGAAACUAUAUCUUUGUGUACUUCCUCCCAAUCUGGUUCCAAUCCAUCAAGGGCAGUUCCGCCGUGGAAUCCGGUAUCCGCCUGCUACCGAUGAUGAUAUCGAUGGUCGUCGGUUCAAUCGGUGGUGGAAUUACAAACUCCAAGAUUGGAUACUAUACCCCACUAGCGAUCACCGGAUCCUGCAUAAUGUCCGUCGGAGCUGGUCUCCUUUCUACGUUCCAGGUAGACACAAGCGAGGGAAAGUGGAUCGGCUAUCAGAUCGUCUACGGGAUGGGCCUGGGAUUGUGUUUCCAAGUCCCCAACCUUGCUGCUCAGACCGUUCUUCCGAAGCCCGAUGUACCAUCCGGGCUAGCACUGAUGAUUUUCGGUCAGAUGAUUGGAGCAGCCGUGUUUGUGUCAGUUGGGGAGAAUAUCCUGGCUAGUCAGCUCGUGAAGAGACUUUCCGGGUUGCCGGGGUUCAACCGCCAUCUUGUCACCUCCGGGGGUGUCACGGAACUGCUGGAUAUUAUGCCGACGGAUCUGCACGACAUGGUCCUUCAAUCUUACAAUGAAGCCCUGCGGAAGGUGUUUCAGGUCGGCAUGAUCAUUUCAUGUUUGACAGUACUGGGUACGGCUACUCUGGAGUGGAAGAGUGUCAAGAAGGGACAGCCAAAGCCCGAUGCCGAGAAUAAGGGAUAG
Messenger RNA from Penicillium crustosum, 1647 nucleotides. Its product is annotated as putative MFS aflatoxin efflux pump. Gene Ontology annotation, biological process: transmembrane transport. The transcript has 5 exons. Gene Ontology annotation, molecular function: transmembrane transporter activity. The record is from RefSeq and is a predicted model, not a curated record. Bases 1 to 1647 code for a protein of 548 amino acids. NCBI's taxonomy places the organism in Eukaryota, Fungi, Ascomycota, Eurotiomycetes, Eurotiales, Aspergillaceae.